AUGUCCAAGCCGACCGAUCACAUCAAGAGACCCAUGAACGCCUUCAUGGUGUGGUCCCGGGGCCAGAGGCGGAAGAUGGCCCAGGAGAACCCUAAAAUGCACAACUCGGAGAUUAGCAAGCGGCUGGGCGCGGAGUGGAAGCUGCUGUCGGAGGCUGAGAAACGACCCUACAUCGACGAGGCCAAAAGGCUCCGGGCGCAGCACAUGAAGGAGCAUCCUGACUACAAGUACAGACCCCGGCGCAAGCCCAAGAACCUGCUCAAGAAGGACAGGUAUGUCUUCCCUUUGCCUUACCUGGGCGACACGGACCCGCUAAAGGCGGCCGGGCUGCCUGUGGGAGCCACGGACGCUCUGCUGAGCUCCCCGGAGAAGGCUAGGGCUUUCCUGCCUCCCACCUCCGCACCCUACUCCUUACUUGACCCCAGCCAGUUCAGCUCCAGCGCUAUCCAGAAGAUGACCGAGGUGCCCCACACCUUAGCCACCAGCACCCUGCCCUACGCCUCCACCUUGGGAUACCAGAGCGGGGCGUUCGGCAGCUUGAGCUGUCCCAGCCAGCACACCCAUACUCACCCUUCGCCAACUAACCCUGGGUAUGUGGUGCCCUGUAACUGUACAGCUUGGUCGGCUUCCAGUUUGCAACCUCCAGUUGCCUACAUAUUAUUCCCAGGCAUGACCAAGACUGGAAUAGACCCCUAUUCUUCAGCACAUGCGACUGCCAUGUAA
Emys orbicularis (European pond turtle) is the source of this 723-nucleotide messenger RNA. RefSeq names its product SRY-box transcription factor 14 (gene SOX14). The record is from RefSeq and is a predicted model, not a curated record. Lineage: Eukaryota; Metazoa; Chordata; Testudines; Emydidae. Bases 1 to 723 code for a protein of 240 amino acids. The transcript has a single exon. Gene Ontology annotation, molecular function: DNA-binding transcription factor activity, RNA polymerase II-specific; RNA polymerase II cis-regulatory region sequence-specific DNA binding. Gene Ontology annotation, biological process: cell differentiation; anatomical structure morphogenesis; regulation of DNA-templated transcription.